CCCGCCCCCGCCCCCCAUCUACGUUCUCCGUGUUUGAGGCCAAUUAUGAACGGAGAGAAAAAGAAAAGGAAAAUGGGCGAAGAAGAAAAUGAAGAGGAGCAGAUCGAGAAAUUCUUCGCACUGAUUAAGAGCACCAGAGAGGUUCGCGAGCGCAUGGCCACCGCCGGCGAAACCAAAGAAAAAGCCGCCGCAGAUAGGCCGCAGCCGGCUGGGGGAGCGGCGGCGGUAUGGAACCCCACGUUCAGGCUGGAGGAUUUCAUGGAGGCAGCGCCGCCACCGUCACCGCCGAUGGAGAAAGCAGCAGAAGCAGGGCCUUCAACCGACGGAGGAAAACAGGAGAGUGAUGAGAAAAGUGGAGAUAAAGGGUUGGACCUCAAUCUGUCUUUGUAGCAGCACCGGAGAAAUUUAUUAGUACAAUUUAAAUUUCUGGAGUAAUUAAAAAUAGAAUUUAGACAUUUUAUUUAGAGCACCUUUGGUGUAUUGAACUUUAUUUUAAUUCCAUCUGAUUAUUGAAAAUUCAUUGCCGUA
This is a messenger RNA of Sesamum indicum (sesame), 528 nucleotides long. It is a transcript of the gene NIMIN-3, whose product is annotated as NIM1-interacting 3. Lineage: Eukaryota; Viridiplantae; Streptophyta; Magnoliopsida; Lamiales; Pedaliaceae. The record is from RefSeq and is a predicted model, not a curated record. Gene Ontology annotation, biological process: regulation of systemic acquired resistance.